AUGUCUGAAAACCAGGAUGUUUCGUUUGCUGAUCUAGGGAUAUCUCCUUGGCUAAUUGACACAUUGCAGGCUUUAGCUAUUUUUAAACCUACAGAUGUUCAAAAAGGAGUAAUUCCUCCAAUCUUAAAAGGCCAUGAUUGCAUAGGUGGUGCUAAAACUGGUUCUGGUAAAACAGCUGCAUUUGCACUUCCAAUUCUCGAGAGUUGGUCUAGGGAUCCAUCUGGUAUUUAUGCUGUUAUCUUAACCCCUACAAGAGAAUUGGCUAUUCAAAUUGACGAACAGUUUGCUGCGCUCGGAUCAAACAUGAGCUUGAAACAUACCCUUAUCGUUGGUGGAAUGGAUAUGAUAGCUCAGGCAAUUGCAUUAUCACGAAGGCCGCAUGUAGUUGUUGCUACUCCAGGCCGUUUAGCCGAUUUAAUUCGAAGCAACGGACCCGAAACUACAGCUGGUUUGCAAAGAGUAAAGUUUCUUGUUAUGGAUGAGGCUGAUCGAUUACUUUCUUCUACCUUUGCCGAUGAUUUAGGAGACUGUUUCUCAAGUCUUCCACCUUCAGAAAAUCGACAAACUCUUCUAUUUACGGCCACUAUCACAGAUGCAAUUCGACAACUAAAAGAAAAGCCAACAAAGGGGAAUAAGCCUCCCCUUUGCCUUUAUGAAAUUGAAUCUGAUAAAAUUUCGGUUCCUUCAACCCUGCAGCAAGAUUAUGUUUUUGUUGCUUCACACGUUCGUGAGGCGUAUUUAGUACACUUGCUUUCAAUUCCCGAAAACGCUGAGAAAUCUGUAAUCAUCUUCGUCAAUCGCACCCACACCGCUGAGCUUAUUUAUUCAAUGCUUCGUUUACUGGAAUUUCGAAGUACGGAAUUACAUUCCCAAAUGGCUCAACGAGAACGUAUUAAUUCUUUAGGACGAUUUCGUGCAGAGGUUGCUCGAAUUUUGGUCGCCACAGAUGUCGCCAGUAGAGGUCUGGAUAUUCCAUCUGUGCAAUUAAUUAUCAAUUACGAUCUACCUCGUGAUCCUGACGAUUACAUCCACCGAGUUGGUCGUACAGCUCGUGCUGGAAGAUCCGGUCAGGCUAUAUCUGUUGUUACAGAACACGAUGUGGAACUGGUUCAUGCCAUUGAAGAUCGUGUAGGAUCAACGAUGUCCGAGUAUGAACAUGCCUCUGAGAACAAGGUUUUGGAGCGUUUGAAGGAAGUAACUGAUGCUAAGCGUCAAGCCUCUCUGGAAAUGAUUGAUCGCGGUUUCGGUGAGCGUAGACAAAAGCAGAAAGAAAAACAAUUAAUGGCCAGUGGCCACUUGGGUAUCAAUGACAGUAGAAACAAAAGAAGAAAAAAUAAGGGCACUAAAAGUGACCAAAAGAUGAAAAAAACAAGAAAUUAA
This is a messenger RNA of Schizosaccharomyces osmophilus, 1380 nucleotides long. RefSeq names its product ATP-dependent RNA helicase Dbp8 (gene dbp8). NCBI's taxonomy places the organism in Eukaryota, Fungi, Ascomycota, Schizosaccharomycetes, Schizosaccharomycetales, Schizosaccharomycetaceae. The coding region runs from base 1 to 1380 and encodes 459 amino acids. The record is from RefSeq and is a predicted model, not a curated record. The transcript is spliced from 3 exons. Gene Ontology annotation, molecular function: ATP binding; RNA helicase activity; nucleic acid binding.